Passer montanus (Eurasian tree sparrow) is the source of this 1083-nucleotide messenger RNA. Its product is annotated as taste receptor type 2 member 9-like. The record is from RefSeq and is a predicted model, not a curated record. Gene Ontology annotation, biological process: G protein-coupled receptor signaling pathway; detection of chemical stimulus involved in sensory perception of bitter taste; sensory perception of taste. The transcript is spliced from 3 exons. Gene Ontology annotation, molecular function: G protein-coupled receptor activity; bitter taste receptor activity. Gene Ontology annotation, cellular component: membrane. NCBI's taxonomy places the organism in Eukaryota, Metazoa, Chordata, Aves, Passeriformes, Passeridae. Bases 1 to 1083 code for a protein of 360 amino acids.
AUGGAAGAAAGCGAGGAGGAAGAAGUGGAAAACUUUUUAUGCACUGACUGGACCCCUCAUUCCAUGUCCCCCCACGCCACUGUGGCAGAGGAGGUGGAGAAGCCAGGAAUGAAAGUGAAUUUUGAUUUUGCCUGCAAGAAAGUGGGCUUUAGUCAUAACAAUGUUUCAUCCUGGCUGCACUUCAGUGUGGCCAUCAUCACCCUGGAGGCAUUUCCUGGCAUGUGGAUAAAUGGCUUCCUUGUUUGUGUGCUUUGCGUUGCCUGGGUCAAAAAGAAAACCUUGAACUCCAAUGAGAAGAUCUUGCUGCUGCUGGGAUGCUCCAGGUUUUGCUAUUUGUGCUUCUCAUGGGUGUAUUGCUCCCUUUCAAUAACUUAUCCCAAUUACCUUUAUGUGCAACCCACAUUUCAACUGAUUGUAUUUUUUCAAAGUUUUUCUAAUUGUUCCAACUUGUGGGUUUCAGCCUCUCUUUGUGUUUUUUAUUGUAUAAAAAUUGCCAAUUUCAGGAACAGCUUCUUCAUCUACCUGAAAGUAAAAACAGACAGGAUUGUGCCCUGGCUUUUGUUGGCAUCAUUGCUUUCAGCCUUGGCUAUCGGCAUCAUUGCCUAUGACUUGGCUGUUACAAAGCUCAGUAUCGACCACAAUUCCACCAGGCAAGGAAAUUUUUCACAAGUUAGUGGCCAAAUGGAUGAAAAUUUUUUCCAGAUAUAUUUUAUCUAUGGCUUUGGAUUUGUCACAUCUUUCACAGCAGUCAUCUCUUCUGCCCUUCUCCUUCUCUUUUCUCUCUGGAGACACAAAUGCAAGAUGCAGAAAAACUCCAUGAAGACCCUCAGCAUGGAUGCCCACAUCAAAGCCAUGAAAUCUAUUCUCUCCUUUUUUAUAAUGUAUAGUAUUAACUUCAUAGUUUUGAUCCUGUCACUAAUUCCUUCAACAAAGGAAGAAAAUCAUGUGGUAUUUCUUAGUUUACUAUUUUUGUAUGCUUUUCCAGGUGUUCAUUCCCUUAUUCUGAUUUUCAGCAAUCCCAAGCUGGAAAAGACACUGGUAAGGAUUCUAUCCUGUGUCAAGUGCAAGGAUUGCAUGAGGUAG